GCUUCCGCCCCAUAGGCGGGGUGUUGUGCCCUGGAUACCGGUAGCAGCGCGGCCGCCGCCGCUGUCCCGCAGGCCGAUGGAGCAGCCCCGGCUCAUCACCGACUCCUUCCCGUUACGGCGGCGGCGGCGGCCGGGCCGAGCCCCGGGCACGCGUAAAGGCAAAGGGAAGGGCACGGGCACGGGCACGGGCACGGGCACGGGGCGUCCCCAGGUUCCAGCGGCGGAGGAGCCGCCGGGGUCCGGUCCGGAUCGGAGCGUCCUGGAGAUGCUGCGGAGCUUCGAUCUCGCUUGGGAGUAUGGCCCGUGCACUGGAAUCACCCGCCUGCAGCGCUGGGAGCGCGCACAGGAGCUGGGGCUCAGCCCCCCGGACACGGUGCGUGAUGCCCUCCUGAAGCAUCAGGAUGAUCCCAGCGUCAUCUACAACCUCUGGCACGAGUACGAGCUCUGAGCCGCUGCUGCUGCCCCCCAGCGCUGGAGGGAGCAAAGGGGGGGGCUGUGCCCGUUGCCCCCCAGGCCUGCCUGCAGCCAGGGUGCAUUAAAGGGUGUGUUGAAGGA
Molecule: messenger RNA, 555 nt
Organism: Pezoporus occidentalis (night parrot)
Lineage: Eukaryota; Metazoa; Chordata; Aves; Psittaciformes; Psittacidae
Gene: POLD4
Product: DNA polymerase delta 4, accessory subunit
Exons: 3
Coding region: 77-448 (123 amino acids)
Biological process (GO): DNA synthesis involved in DNA repair; DNA-templated DNA replication
Cellular component (GO): delta DNA polymerase complex
Molecular function (GO): DNA-directed DNA polymerase activity
Source: RefSeq, a predicted model, not a curated record